Molecule: messenger RNA, 1503 nt
Organism: Porites evermanni
Lineage: Eukaryota; Metazoa; Cnidaria; Anthozoa; Scleractinia; Poritidae
Source: the annotation of a GenBank genome assembly
AUGGAAGCAAGAAAAGCGAAUGCAAGGGAGGACAGUAAGACGAAUACAGUAACCAGCUUGACAGCUGUCAAGCUCAAACAAAAAGAAUAUACGAAAAACGGUUGCAAGGAAGACACCAUGAACAAGCCAGCAAAACAAUUGACACCGCUUUUAAGCAAGCUAAGGCGAAGCUAUGAGAACCACGUCAAAUCGAAAGCUGACGGUUCUAAAGGAAGCCAUAAGGCGCAAGCGAAAGCGGGAUUAAGUAGUACAAAGUUUCAAAAUGAUCCUGUCAAGCAAAGGAGGAAAUCGUACAGUGGUCCAUCGUAUACAUGUAGAAAAAAGAACUUUCAAUUUGGCCGAAAAUUUUUAAGGAGCAAAUCUUGGGGAAGCCGAGAGCUGACGUCACAACCUCAAAGACAAGCCGAUGGCCAGAUUGUGGGGGACUUUCAGUGUAAUGAGAACGAACCAAAAAAUAUCUCUAAUGAGAACAAAGUUGACAAAAGCGUCAUGAGUGUGAGCCAACCGAACCGUGUAAGCCUGUAUAGCAUUCUUAGAUAUUUUGAGCUCAAAGCGUUGAAGCUUCAAAGAAGACCUGAACAGAAAUGGGGUAUCGAGCUGACGGAAGUCGACGAAGAGUCAUCAACGUGUCAAAAUUACACAGAAAUCAAGAAUAAAGCGAGGCCGUUACUUUCAUUCAAUUCUAUCACUGACCAAAGUGACGAAAUCUCUCCUCCAUCAAUUACCCAUACUGGUCUUUUAAUGACUGAAUUACGAGAGAGUUUCAGAAGAAGUGUGAAACAUAGAAAAUGUGGAAUAAAGGAACCCCUUUCAGUUGUUUCCACAGAAGAAAAUCAUCAGCCUCGGCAUGGAGUGCGCAUUACUGGAUUGACCGAGCACGGAGUGGCAGUCAGAGACGGAAUGCUUGCAGUUGACGAUUUGAUUGUGGAGGUCAGGAUUGUGAGUUACUCUUUUAAUUUUAGUGUCCAAAAGGAAAAAGUGACCUUUUUACAAAGAGGAUGAAUUUACAAUGAAAGAAAGAGGUGAAAGAAAGAAGUGAAUUUAACUGACGUGCAGGCGAUUCACAGACCGUCUCUCUUCCUGUUUUUUUAUUUUUCGGAGGGGAGGGGGGCGGGAGGGCUAGCCACAAGCGGGCUCGAGGGAAACUUGAUGUGGUACCCGGCUGCCUAUCUUGACUUUGUCUCUUAGUCCUUUCUCCAAUAAUUUCCCAUAAUUCUUAGAAACCCUCGCCAACCCCCCCUCCGCCCCACCCCUCCAAAACCACCACUAACACCAUUGGCGAGAUUGAACUGCUAAAAUAUCUAAAGAAAGCUAAUCUUACCGUUGUGACAACUUUAAUAGUUCUUUACCUAUAAUGUUUUUAAGGCAACAGUUGACUGUUAUUCUUCUGUUUGUUAGAUCAGUGGUGUUAUUGUUCUGGAUGUGUCAUUCGAAGAAGUUGUUACCAUGCUAGAAGAAUCCCUUACUCUGAAUUUGGUGGUGCUCAGAGGAAAGCAGAGAUAA